This is a messenger RNA of Hermetia illucens (black soldier fly), 2554 nucleotides long. RefSeq lists its product as uncharacterized. Bases 223 to 2142 code for a protein of 639 amino acids. The record is from RefSeq and is a predicted model, not a curated record. The transcript has 2 exons. Lineage: Eukaryota; Metazoa; Arthropoda; Insecta; Diptera; Stratiomyidae.
UUCUCCCCGCAAGUGUCAGGUGUUUGUGACAAAAGUACCUGUUCCACUGUUUGUUGCUAGCAUCGGAGUGUCGGACGGCGGUAAAUUCGUAGAGUAAUUUGACGUGCACGACUUCAAUGGAUUGCUUCCCGAUCUGAAUAAUGCAUAGGAGAAAGUACACCACCGAAAUUUCAUUAUUUGAGAAUUUAAUUGGGAUUUGCUAUUUCUGUCACUUCAGUUAAAAUGCCCAGCAGUGAUUCGCCGCAAGGCAUCUAUGCACCAUUGAGUCAAACGAUGACUGAUUCCGAGAGUGAGGAGGAAAUCCACAAUUCGUCGAAGCAUUCGCGGCACCAUCAGCUCAACCAGAACUUCCGGAGCGCAAAUCAUAACAAUUCGAUGAAUAAUAGUACAGCGAUUGGGAUGGGGCACAUGCAGUACGACCGAAGCAAUAACAUGACACAUCUGAACAGUGAUAGCGAGGAGAGACACCAGACUGAAGCCGAUAAUGUUGCCAUUUUGGGGAGAGAUCCGAAGGAUGAGCCCAUGAGCCCGCUGCGGCGACUCGCCUUUGUGAUGUCGUUAGUCCUUUGUGGCCUCACCGUUUUUAUCAUCUUGUGGGCAGCACCCUGCGGCGAUGAUAAUACGUGCCCUGCCCCCGCGGACAGGGUAAAGAGCCACAAUUGGCUGAACAAUUACACAAAGGUGGAGUUGAAAGGCGUCGUGAACGUUGUUGAGGGAGUUCGCAGCUGGGAGCGCAAUCUCAUCUUCAUGUACCGUGGAGACAAGUUCUUUCCAGAGUUUGAACAGAGCAACCGGAAGAGGAACGGCAUAAUCUCGUUGAUAGGAAGUUCCGGCGCGAUUGCGUGGUUUGAUGAAAUGGUGAACGAGCCAGUCACGAUUGAUUGCACUUUGCUGGACGUGGAUAAGAACGGCAAACCCGACUGCCUUGUGAUUGAUGAAUUCGGCCAACUGGGAGCCAUCAACCCGGUCUCAGGCCAAUGGUUGUGGCGAUUCUUCGAUCAGUCGGCCCAAAAGGUCGACGUCCUCAACUUCCCCGUGAUCUUACCAGAUUUGGACGGCGAUGGAGUCUUCGAAUUGCUUUUCGCCACAAAUAAGGGAGAAGUUGCCAGGAACUAUUUGCGAAUCCUAUCGGGUCGCACCGGCCGCCCAAUUGGCCGCGGCUACAAAGUAACCGACUGUUCGUACAUUCACAAGUUCCAGCUCGAUAAUGCCUACACUGUGAGCUUCAAUUGCGUGAACAACGACACCGAAGUUCAGCGCUUCAAGUCGCUUCAGGAACUAUACUCUCUGACCACAAAUCGAGCGAUUGGCGCCAAGUUGACUCCUGCGUCGCUGAUAUCGCAACACAAGCUCUAUGGGCAGCGAAAGGAGACGGAGGCGCAAAGAAAUAUUUACUCAAUCAAUGACAAGCAACUGAUCGUGGAAAACCGUGGAAAGUGUCCGGAGAACUGCAAUGUUACAUUCAUCCUUAGCGAGGAGAAAAACGGUGUAAGCCAUAUCAUCCGCAAUUUCAGUGGAUCCAUGAUGUACGGAAUGGUGCCCGCCCAACUAUCCUUCAAAGGACCAGACGGCAGCACUAAAUUCAAUGGGUUCGUGAUUAAAUUCUGGGAGUGGAGCAGGAAUCAAACUGACUUCCCUAGCGGCAAUACUCGCUCGAAGCGUGACGCGCUACUCUUCGACGACAACUAUAACAUCUUCGACCAUUUGAUACACAAGCGGCGAUCCUACACACUGCCAACGGAAAACCCACGCCCUGAAAGAAGCGCCGCCAACAUGACGAAGCAGCGGACGAACAGCAAUAUUUUCCUAAACUACAAAAUGCGCAUGAUCAAGGAAACUGUCGUUCUGAUUAUCUUCAACUCGGCCGACACACACAUCGAGAACACAAGCCAGAGCAACAUCGUUCAGUUCUGCCGCAGUGAGAAGAAUGAGAUGUCCUGCCAGCCGGACCUUAACAACCAAGAGAACUCGCUCCUGAUCGCUGACCUGGACCAGGACGGAUCGCAGGAACUCGUGUCCUACUACUCAACAUUCGUGAACAAGAACGGCAACAAGAAUGAUUGGAAACUGGUGACAUAUGUGCAGCUGUUGCGUCUGGAGUCAGAACUUCCAAUCCUCUACGACACAGUCAAAAAGAACUAAUAUCGGAUGUGACCCUUCAAGUAGACUUUUUCCCCGUAAUCCAAUAGUUAUCGAGAGGCUCUCUUAGAUCACUCACUUUGCUUUAUUCCACUCACUUCAAUAGUAAAAUAUUUCGGAGUUUUCUCAGCGCAGACGACAGGAAGGACCUAAAUUCAUAAAAAGUUGCCAGGGCGUGAGUUGUGCAGAACCCGCCGAAAAUAUUCACUUUGUGGCGCUUGGCCAUUAAAAUUUAUUGUGGAACAAAACGUACUUCAUUAGAUAGUUAAGAAAGAAAUUCACAAGUUAAGAGAACCAAAAGAACAACUUCUAGUCAUUUUCUCCAUUAUUUAUUUGAUAUCGUUAUUUUGUGUUAUGAAUGCACGUCUACAUUUAUGUCAUCAUAUAAUAAAGACAAUUUUCUCGGAUUUUACAA